This is a messenger RNA of Melampsora larici-populina 98AG31, 510 nucleotides long. RefSeq lists its product as uncharacterized. The record is from RefSeq and is a predicted model, not a curated record. Bases 1 to 510 code for a protein of 169 amino acids. The transcript is spliced from 5 exons. NCBI's taxonomy places the organism in Eukaryota, Fungi, Basidiomycota, Pucciniomycetes, Pucciniales, Melampsoraceae.
AUGGAGAACAAAACAUUGCUUCUGAUUUUUCUUCAAAUCUUCCUCAUCUUUGGUCAAGCCAAGAGCGAAGAACCGAUGACCUGCUCGAUUUCCAGAUAUGUUAAACAAACAGGACUCGCGAGCGACUGUUUCUGUGCGAUCGCUUUCCUGUAUGAUCCGAGUUUCCCAGCAUGUGCCAUUUGCCGUAGUUGUGUAGUCCAGCCACUUGAUAGCAAGGAAGUCCCAUUUGGAGGUCAUACAAACAAGCAAGGUCAACCUAUACCACCUUCCAUCAAGCUAGCCCGAAUGAAUUCAGCCUAUGACGCGGUUUUCCCGGCCGAAGGAUAUGAUGGCGCCCCCGUUUGUGACCACUAUGAAAGACCGGCUGGCUUGCUCCUUGAUCCAACUUAUGUUCUGCAUUCUAAUGAUAUAUAUCCUACCUUUCUUCUUGGAAUACAAGCUGGACAGGGUGAUGUGGCUAUGGCUUGCAAUGCUACUCUGGCGGCGCAAGUUUAUAAAGAAGCAAUGUAA